GAUGACCAGAGACUGCGGACAGUACAGGAGAUGACCAGAGACUGCCGACAGUACAGGAAAUGACCAGAGACUGCAGACAGUACAGGAGAUGACCAGAGACUGCGGACACAGUACAGGAGAUGACCAGAGACUGCGGACACAGUACAGGAGAUGACCAGAGACUGCGGACACAGUACAGGAGAUGACCAGAGACUGCGGACACAGUACAGGAGAUGACCAGAGACUGCGGACAGUACAGGAGAUGACCAGAGACUGCGGACACAGUACAGGAGAUGACCCAGAGACUGCGGACACAGUACAGGAGAUGACCAGAGACUGCGGA
Molecule: messenger RNA, 322 nt
Organism: Staurois parvus
Lineage: Eukaryota; Metazoa; Chordata; Amphibia; Anura; Ranidae
Source: the annotation of a GenBank genome assembly